Molecule: messenger RNA, 5809 nt
Organism: Amoebophrya sp. A25
Lineage: Eukaryota; Dinophyceae; Syndiniales; Amoebophryaceae
Source: the annotation of a GenBank genome assembly
CUCAUGAGUUGUAUCAAUUGUUUGUGGGCCGGCGUGUCGGAGAGAGCUUUGCUUACCUGAUUUCCUGUAUAACAAGUUAGGGUUGUGUGGAUCGGCCUUUUCCUGCACGCUUUACGCAAGCCAAAAGAUUUAAAACCUAAGAUCAUGUUGCUGCUACAAGGUCGUUCGAGGAUAAUCUGAGGACCACUAACUAUACGCAGGUCUCUGGACCAGUCCAAAAAAACCCAGAAACUUGAGAACUUACUUUAGAUGAGAAUCAGUAUCUUACACCUUUUACAUAACGAUGAAUGAUGGAUAUUUAGAAUGACUAUAUUUUCGGUUUUUAUCCUUCUUGUUUUGCUUAUCAAUAAUAAUUGGUUCCUUGCCAAUGCCGCCAGAUUAUCUACAACAUGAUAGCUCGCAACGUGUAAUAUGCUUCGUCAUCAAAAUAUUCAGAAAUUUUCAUCAGUGUGGUUCGUUUUUCUAAAGAUUUUCAAAUAGGUAGUGGUUCUACUUCUGAUCUACAGAGAGAACGAAGUACUUCACUGAAAAUGGAAAAAGUUCGUGGUCUCCGGUUGCUCGCGUGGUGCGGUGUGUUAGUCUCUGGCUUGGGGGUGCGAAAGGUAUCAGUGAUACCCGAAGGGCUGGGAAAUCCACGCGACCCGGCGAAAAAAGUAGCGGUCCUCGAAGACAGCAGCAGCACUUCCCACAUACAGAAAUAUGAUCUGCCGUACUCGUCAAGCAAAGCCCCCGCGAAAGCCGGGUCCGUGGCAUCAGCACAAAAUGAUUAUGCUUAUUCUGCUUGUAAAUCUAGUUUUUAAUUCUUUCCACCUCGUCUCUCACUCUCUCAAGUGGAGUAAUAUCCUGGAACUAGCAGGGAAAAAUUUGUGGAAAAGAUCAGACCUAAAUACUCUAAGUUGAGAGGCUUCAACGGGGACCAGCAGGAAGAGGUAGAGGAGUACUGUUACCGAAAUCAGUAUCGUGGCCCGGAGGCGCGGAACUGCGUGUUGGUCGCUUUCGCAUCAGGCCUUUGCUCUCAGAUGAUAUGAACCCUUUUCUAUCAGAAGAGGAUGAUACCGUCGAUGCUUUUGUCGGUAGAAGAAGGGCACGCGCCUUCAGCAGCCCGGGUCCGCUAGUGGAGACUCCUACAGAGGAGGCCAUGCCCGAUCUUUUUGGAAUGCCAUUGCAACUGUCAGCGGCCUCUUGCUCGUCUGCUGCUGGAAUCAUUUGCGCCAGUGCUGUUGCGGAGAAAGCAGGAAAUGAUAGUAGCAGUGAGCGUGGACACUCUAGUGAACAUAGUCGUGCUUUCCAUACGGCCUCUGGGCUUUGUUCUCACCCAAGCUACGCCGGAAAUGGAACUCCUCUAGGCAGUACACGAGGUCCUUCCUUCGCGAAUAAUGGUUCGAGUUCAGAGCAUGCCAACUAUACUGAAGCUGGUGAUCGUCUAUUGUCGCCAACGCCAGCUAGUAGCGCGGUGGCCUCUCCGUAUCCUAGUGCCAUUCUCCUUAAAGUCGCUGACACGCGAGAUGGGCCACUGCAGUUCCGUGAGCCACAAGAAGCACAACCAUUAAAGAGUAAAACUGCUGCGAGGACGAGUUGCGGGAAGCAAGACGUUUUCCUCUUGAGGGAAGCGAAGAGAACAAUUUGGAAUAAACAGGGCGGCAAAGGCUGCUCGAGAUACGAUAGCCCUGUGCCAGAAGGAACCAGGGAAGAAGAACACGACGAGUUCUUCGCGCGAGUCGAGCUGGCAGUCGAAUUGACCAGUCGGUUACGAUCUCUCCUGCAGAAGCAAGAGGGACUCUGUAAUACUUUUUUGAAUAGUACCUCCUGGUUGAGCUGCUACUGAAUCGGAUUCACUUUUUUGUGCGACUGCGAAUAUAGUAGCGCAAGGAAAUAGGCAUUGCUCCCAAGGGAAGCACGUAGAUGUACGGAUUCAUUGUGCUGUAUUUUGUUCUAGUAGUUGUACUUGUACGUUUGUUCCAUCUUUCAGGUGCCAUCGCAGGCGACGACUUCUGGUCUCUAGAUUCGUGGAAGAGAGAAAUACCAGCGCUGGGGAAUUCGUGCACGCGCGUGUGGCUUCCACACAACGGCCAUCUGAGUCUGCUGUUGCAGGACUACAUUCGCGACGUCCGGCUUCGAGAAAACAAGAUUAAAUUACGGCCGGCAUCAUGCUAUGACUAUUUUUAUGUAUUCUCAUACGAUAGAGUGGAUACGGAGAUGAUAUUCUGACUCAAGAAGCAGGAAAUGGACAAGUGAGAGAUAUGGAGGAUUUUUUGGUGUAGGUACUGGAACUGGUUUCGCCAUGUGGAAUGUACAUCGAUCUGAAGUAAAACAUUAGGUUGUACUUAAGUACGUCUAAUACGUACGACGACAAAUCGCAAAAAACCCUUUUUUAGCCAUGCCGAGUCAUUAUGUGAAGACAGAGCGAGUGGCGCAGAAGAUGGAGCUACAGACAUCGCAAAUCUCGAUGCGAGGGAUCUCGACGUGGCAAUCAAAGUGGGAAUAGAUGGGUUGCGGGUCUACCUGCGGCAUCGUGAGAAAGACACAUGGCUCUCUGGCGCGAUUUUGCACGUCAGCAGUCAGACCGGGCGCCUGGCGUGCUCUAGCAGUGAAGGCGGAGGGAGCUGUGAACCGUUUGCUUUCCAGUGAUCGCAUUGAAUUUCGGGUCGGCUUCUACUCAUCUUUUUCAUUGCGUCGGUUCUCGGGAGGUUCUACAGUUUUUUGCUUCAAGGAGUAUGCAGUUACGGUUACGUCGUGGCCCUGAAUUCUACCUGCAACAGCGUACGUGGUGUGAGUGGUCAAUACAGCACAGUAAGUGCUGUCUUGGUACAUCAUAUUCCCGCAUGGCACGACGAAGACAGGGGAAGGAGCCCGAGGAGCAUGUUGUUCGAAAUGUUGUUUGUAUCGAUCGAGCUGAUUUGAAUUUGAAUCUUGAUCCUAAUUUUUUUUCGAGGAUAAUCAUAUCCUUUCCACAUAGUGCCGUACAUGUUGACCACAUUCACACAUGAUCUUGGCCUCGAGUACUGACGUAAGGACUUGCGGCCAUCCAACGUGAAAAGGCGCGAUGCUCGUCGGUAGGGAGGGUGAGCUGAAGUCGUCCUUCUGAUGGAAAUGUAUUGUUAUUCAAUUUUUUCUUCGGGGUUUUGUCUCCUAAUGUAGUAAGUUGUUUCUAGUUUGCUCCGAGAUUAUGGUUUCUCUGAUAGAUUAUAGAUACUGUACUUGUUCUUGAGAACUAAAAAGUGUGUAGUCCUUCGUUUUUGACUUUUUCAACUUGUCUCGUUAACGUUGUUAUUCUUAUUCUCAUGUAUUGUUUCCUCACCGUGAUCGUGAAUGCUAUUUGAGAUGUACGCUGUCACUACUAGUAGUAUAGUAAUAAUCUAGCAGAUCUAGUAGUUUCUCGAAGAUAUCUGUUGCCUAGUACGGAUUUUCGUCAUUCGUUACAUGACGUAUUGUACACGAUGGGGUAGGAGAACUACUAGGGACACGAGUAUAUGAAUCGAACAUCUUGCGUGCUGCUGCUCGCGCAAGGCUUUGCUUUCCUCUUAUUUUCAAUAUGAAUAUUAAAAUUUCUCGAACUAGUCUCGAGAAACAACUAACUACAUCAUACAUUUCUCCAUUUUUAUCUUUUUCUGGUUUUUGUUAACAAUGUCUGUGGGACGCAUGAGGUUCCUUUCUUAUUCUUCGAAGGUGAAAAAUACCACGUGACCAAAUGUAGCUACAGAAGCAAAGCGGAUUGCGACACCUAAUUUGAAGCUCUUCUUCACGAUAUAGGAACACGGUACUCGUGUUAGUUUCUUUUACUCACAAACCGAGUUUGCGAUCCACUCACAUUAUGAAACUUGCUGAUCGAUUUCGAGUGCGAUUUUUGCAAUUAUCUUAGAAACUGCUGACUCCAAUGAUCCUCGCUCUUGUUCUUGAUGUGGUAGUGAAAUGCUGAAAACCACGGACUCACCUGGCUCACAUGUUCGAGCCGAAAAAUAGUGGUAAGCUAGCGUUGAUCGAGGGCCACGGUUUCGGCUGAUUGAAUCAGCAGUCGGCACUGGAUUGUUCUUAUGUGAAGAAUCAUUUUGAUGUGGUACUUGGUAAUCUUUCUUUCUCUGCGAUGUUUCUCCAAAGAGUUCUGAAUAUCCUGGGGCUGUAAGUUUUGAUUGCGAUAAUUUUUGAUGUCGAUAUGGAGAAUGUCGUUUUGCGGUCUGUGUAGACGUGCGUAUGUGUGUGAGCGACUCACGAGGGUAUCUCUAUCUUCAAAGAUAUGUUGCUACUAGUGAAGCUGUUGUGCUUCAUCGUCUAGUAUUUUUAGCUGCCUGGCCGUCGUGCUUCAGGAUUCCCGCAGGGUAAUUAAAUGUUCUUAUUGCGUGGAAUAUAGACCCAGGUCCCAAAAAAAGUGAAGCGAUAGCACUGUCGCUCGUUGAGUAUCAAUUUUGAUAGUACAGACCACUUCGUUUCCGUGGCCUUCGAAAAGUGAUCCAAAGUGAUCCAAUUAAUGUUGCUUCUGGUGUGUGCAGAUGGCCAACUUCUGUCGAGAGUCGAGUGAAACCGAAACGCAUAAAUGCCACCUACCUACCUGGGUGACUUUUAUGCAUUUGGGUGACCCGCCAGUAGCCUUUUGGAAACUGAUUGGGGUCUAGAGUGUUUCCCACCUCUGUUAUGAGUGAGUCGAGAGACGCGGACUUGUUUACGGACAAAAAGCAAGAGGAUGGAAGACUAGAAAAACUUCAGAUCUUACGCGCAGCUUAAUUGAAAAGGGGGAGAGCGUCCCAUCGCUCUCCCUCGCCGAUCCUUUUAUCUCCCGCCCGCUCUUAGCAGAGAAGUGGCUAGCAGGCAUAAGGUAGCCCCUUUGGUAGGAGUAAUCCCUCCGGUUUCAGUUUUUCUUUUUGGAUAUUUAUUUCUUGGCGAUGGUGUUUGCGGAACAAGGUGGUCGAGAAGCGAUGGCGCGAAGCGUGAAGACCCUAGUAUAGAGUAGCUCCACCAAUGCGACGAUGUAUCUGAAGAUAUCUCAGUGAUUAUUCGCGGGCCGCCUCACUUUAAAAAAGUUCGAUCUCAGUAGUGGCGCCGCCCUCUGUGCCGAGUGUCCACAGCUUGAAGCUUCAGAUCCUAGCUAGCAAAUGGCCACAUCAAAGUUCUAGCUUUUUCCGUGUUCUUUUGUUGCAGGGUUUAGAUCUUGGCUCGCGGGGUUCAUCAGAUAUGCUCCAUGAUUGUUCUACUUAUGAGCCGUUGAUUAAUUUGCCCGUGGGGUUUCGGCUCUAGCUUUUCUGCGGCGAUGGCCGUUGCGCUUCAUCGUCUAGUAUUUUUAGGUGCCUGGCCGUUGUGCUUCAGGAUUCUCGCAGGGUAAUUAAAUGUUCGUAUGGCGAGGAAUAUAGACCCAGGCCCCAAAAAAAAGAAGCUGGUGGCAGCGUGAAUGAAUGAAAGAUAUGAUCAAGGCCAUUGCGCAAAUGAAGGACGAGCCUGUCACAACGACAAGAUGUGAGUACUUUUCUUAAAAUUAAUAUAUCGUCCGACGAUUCUUAUCUGCUGUCGCAUCAGCCUACUGGUGCAGUAUGUAUAUACAUAGUUUGCUGGCAAUGGUAUCCGCAUUUUCCGCAAUUAAUUGCAGUCAUUCUUGAUAGAUAGAAGUUUAUUGAAACUCGUAGUUUAGUCUCUACCACGGAUUUCUUGUGUAAGCGGCGAUCUUGAGCCUUUUUUUCUCUCUUCCGUGAAAAGACUAUGAGCAAUGUUUUACUGUAGAAAUUAUUGAGAUGCUCAUGUUUCUUGUGAAUGACUUUAGGCGCAGUGUGCGAUGACUAGACAGGAACGAUUCUUGCGAGAUUUCUCUCUUGAUUUUGAAAAUCAA